CAUAGUUUUGAUAUUAGAGUGGGAGACAUGGAAAAAUAUCGUUUGUUGAAGUUGUUUCUUGAUAUCUUUGAGGAAUCAGUUAAGCAAGAUGUUUUUUUGCCUAGUACCUUUAGCUUGUAUGUUGAGGGUCCUUGUGGUAAGGUUGAAUUGAAUGAUGAUAAGACUUUAAGGCUUCUGUGGGGAUGGAAUUGGGGUAAAGACACUGCUGAAAUUUGGGUUGAGGGAACAGAUAAACCAGGAUUGGUGUUUAGGAAUGCUGUUGCAACAAUUGAGAAUCAUAGAAAGGAAAAAGAGAGACAACUUAAGGAGAGACAAGAGGAACUGUUGAGGGCUCAAAGAGAGGAGGAAGAGGCAAUGAGGAAACAACAGGAAAGGGAGGACAUUUUGAGGGAAAUACAGGAACAAAUGGAGUACACUGUGGCUAUGGAGGUCCCUGUUGUUGAUUGUGAGGACAUGAAGGUUGAGUAUGUGAGAGUCAUUAGCAAAGAUGAUGCUGAUGAGGUGUUUCCAGGUUGCUCUCAACCACAACAAACACAAGAAUCCCCAAAGAAACAACCCACCCCACCCAAACACACAAAUCAUGUUGCUUCUAAGUCAAAAGGCAAGGAUAAGCCUGCUUCUAAGAAACUAACCCCCAAAAGGAGGGCAUCAGCUAAACAACCCACCCCACAGAAACAACCCACCCCACCUAAACAACCCACCAAACAACCUACACCACCACCCCCACCACAGAAAGAACCCACCCAACCAAAACAACAACAACACACACCACCACCAGAACAUCCCACCUCUCCACCACAACAACAACAACACACACCACCACGAGAACAUCCCACCUCUCCACCACAACAUCACACCCCUCCACCACCACCACAAAAUCCCACUCCACCACAGAACAACCAAACUGAUGAGCCUAACAAUCAAGCACCACCUGAUCAAGCUCAGCCAGUGAAAAAGAAGGGGGGCAGAGCUAGACCUGAGGGGUUUAGGGUUAACAAAGUCACUGCUAAGAAGGCUGGAACUUGGGUUUCCAAGGGAAAGGGAAAAGGGAGAAAGGGUACAGGAAGGUCUAAGACACCAGGGGUUUUUGCUGAUGUUGGUGAGAUAUGUUCAGAAGAGGAGAGUGAGGAUUCUGAUUAUGAGGAAUCAGAUUCUGAACAAGAGGAUGUUCUGAAUGAUUGGAUUGAUUCUGAUGUUGAUGAUGAGGUGAUUCCUGAUGAUAUUCCUGAUUUGGGGUUUGAGGAUUGUCUAAAUGGUUCCUCAAAGAUGGAUAAGGCCUAUAAAAAUGGCAAAAUAUGGACUGAUCAACCAUAUGGGUCCAUUAAGUUAGAACCCUGGUUGAUCUUUCAUGAUAAGGCCACAUUUCUUGAAGUGUUGAGAAGUUACUGCAUACAGGAGGGGUUUGGGCUUAGUGUUGAGAGGGCUGACAAUAGGAGGUACACAGCAGUGUGUGCAGUGGAGUCAUGUGACUGGAGGAUACAUGCCAGUAGGUUGUUUGACAAUGUUAGCUGGGCCAUUAAGGUGAUCAGUGGGUCCCACAGAACUUGUGGGAGGCUUGAGGAGAAUCCAGUGGUGACCUCUGAGUGGUUGUGUAAGCAUAUGUUGGGGGAAAUAGAGGCAAAUCCAGAGAUUCCAGUGGAGACAUUGAGGAGGUAUGCACAGGAGAAGUUUCAGUUGAGGAUGAAAAAGAGGCUAUUGUACAAGGUCAGGAGUAUGGCAAAGGGAAAGCUGCAUGGUGGUUGGGCUGAAGCAUAUGAGCUGUUGCCUAGAUAUGCUGAGAUGAUUAAGCAAACAAACCCAGGGAGUCAUGCUCUUAUAACAUGGGGGGCCAGUAGUGGGGAUGUGAACCCAAAAUUCAGAGCUUGCUUCUUCUCAUUUGCUGCACAAGUCAGGGGGUUUCUAAGGGGUUGUAGGCCCAUAAUUGGAAUAGAUGGGGCUCAUUUAAGUGGUUUCUACAAGGGCAUUCUACUGACAGCAGUUGGCAUAGAUGGGAACAAUGAAAUUUUUGUUCUUGCCUAUGGGAUAGUAGACACUGAGAGUUGUGACAGUUGGACCUACUUCAUGAGAUGUUUGAGGCAAAUGUUUGAGCAGGAGGGUUGCAACAGAGAUGAUUGGACCUUCAUCAGUGAUAGGAUGAAGGGUGUUGAGUUGGCAGUUAGAGAAACUUUUCCUAGAGCAACUAGGAGAGUUUGUUGCCAACACCUAUACAUGAAUUGUAAGAACAAUGGCUUCAGUGGAUCUGCAUUCCACAAGCUCUUUUGGAUAGCUGCUAAUGCAUACAAUGAGUAUGUGUUUGCUAAGGCCAUGGAAAAGAUCAGUGAGUACAAUGCAAAUGCCACUGCAUACUUGAACAGCUGCAUUGAGCAGUGGUCUAGGCAUAAGUUUGACUCUACUGUUUGUUGUGAUCACAACACAACAAACUUUGUGGAGUCAUUCAUGCAUGCACAAAGCCCUUCAGAGACAUGCCUGUCUUCUCAUUAUUGGAAGCAAUCAGAAGUUGGUGUAUGCAGAGGGUGGGGGCUAGAUUUGACAAGGCAGUUGACAUGGAGGAAGGUCAGCUCACUGCAUAUGCAUUGAAAGAGUUAGAGGAGAGGACAGCUGAGUCCAGGUUAUGUUAUGCCACAACAUGUGGAGGGGGUGAAUUUGAGGUUAGGGAUGGACAUGUCAACUUCCCAAUUAGGCUUGCAACAAGAAGUUGUGCCUGUGGGAAGUGGCAGAUCUGUGAAAUCCCCUGCAAGCAUGCACUGAGGGUCAUAUAUGACCAAAGGAUGAACCCCCAUGAUUUCAUAUCCCCAUGGUUCAAGGCUGCUGCAUACAAGCUAACCUAUGCAGAACAUAUUCAUCCUAUGGCAGAUCCAUCUCAGUGGCCUGACUUUGGCCUUCCUUCCAUUCAGCCUCCAACCAUCAAAAGACCAUCUGACAGACCUGCUAAGAAGGGAAAGAGAGGGGCAAAUGAACCAAAGAAAGGGAAGAGGAACACAAAUGUGAAAUGUGGAAAGUGUAGAGAGUUUGGUCACAACUCAAGAACAUGCAAGAGUGGAGGAACAAGUGCCACUGGACCAAGCACUUCAAAGAGUGGUGCAGCAGGAGCAAGUACAUCAAAUGGGGGACCAAACACAAGGAAGAGGUCAAAGGCAGCUGCAUAGUCACCUCAGUUGGCUAUAUUUUGUGAAUUGUAGUGCACAAAGCUAAACUAACUUAGUCAAAUCAGUUUAGUUAGAAUCAGUUUUUGGAAACAGUUGUGCAGAGAUCAUUUUUUGGAAACAGUGAAAUGCUUAGAACACCUCUUUUUGUGCAGUUCAGUGGUGUUUGUCCACUUAAAGUUCAGUUUAUGUAAAGCUUAUUUGCUUGAACAAGUAUUUAUGGAACAAAGUCUCUUUAUUUCAUGAAA
Molecule: messenger RNA, 3391 nt
Organism: Spinacia oleracea (spinach)
Lineage: Eukaryota; Viridiplantae; Streptophyta; Magnoliopsida; Caryophyllales; Amaranthaceae
Exons: 3
Coding region: 28-2577 (849 amino acids)
Biological process (GO): DNA transposition
Molecular function (GO): transposase activity; DNA binding
Source: RefSeq, a predicted model, not a curated record